Medioppia subpectinata is the source of this 858-nucleotide messenger RNA. NCBI's taxonomy places the organism in Eukaryota, Metazoa, Arthropoda, Arachnida, Sarcoptiformes, Oppiidae. The record is from the annotation of a GenBank genome assembly.
AUGUUUGGUCAAAUAUUGUGGAUUCUGUGUCUCUGUGCGACCAAACGGCUGGCCUUCACUCUCGAGGCCGAGGAAUCGACAGAUAUAGUGGUGGAAUGCGUGCGAAUAACUGGUAUGAGUCCAACUCAAUACAUGGAAAAGGAUUCGUCUGGAAGUGUCGUUCUUGAUUGUCAGUUUGAAAUGGAUGAACGAUGGGAUACAAUGGCUAUACUUAAAUGGUACCAUAAGGGAGACCCGACGUCUAUCUAUCAAUGGAUUAUCUCAAAGGAUAGGCGCGAAUAUUCCGAUAAAAUAGAGCCAUUCGUUGACAAGAAUUACUCAAUCGAUGAUAAAUUAACAAAAUUCAGAGCCAUUCGACUCAUAAACCCACCGAUAAAUUUGAGCGGAGAAUAUGAAUGUAGUGUUCAGUCAAUGGAUGGACACGACUCUAAGAGCACUCAACUCAUUAUUUAUGAAACGGCAAAAGCAUUUACAAUGAACGUGAUAGAAGUGGACAAUGGGGUAAACAUCACGUGUGAGGGCACCGGACUCUCACCACAGCCUAAGCUAACAUUAUUCAGAAUAACGCAAUCAAAUGAUUCAAACAGUAUUAAUGCAAUUGAAGUGAAAGACAAAACAACGACUUCACUGAGUCGUGAAAAGUCCGGUCAAUACACCAUUGCAUUGACAUCACAAGUAUAUGAAGACUCGUAUACCGCGUCCAUUGAUGUGACCGAUCAUUACGAGUGCAGACUUAUGAUCGAGAAGACUGAUUACAUGGAGACACGGAAUCUGGCCAUACAGUCAGGUAUGCAAUUGUCGUCAGUUCUCCUCUACUUUCAUAAGAAAGAGCUCCAAAUAUAUGCAAAACUCUCGUAA